AUGCCAGGGUUUUACCCUCGACGUGAACAUGCCUAUUGGGGAACAGGUGGCUGGUCGCUUGAACGCAGCUAUUUAGAUACUCUCAGACGCCGAAUCUUACCCUACCUCAUAGACUUAUCCGAUGACGCAGGGAAGGAACAGCGCGUUGGUGAACUCAAGUAUUCACCUUUAGCAAGUCCAUGGCCAAAGGAGGAUUUUGAUCGCCUCGAUCCAGAUCCAUUGCACCCCGUUGCAAUUGAAAUACAUAUCUGCAACCUGAAACCGUUUCAGUUGGAAGAGCUUUAUUCACUUCACUGCAUUGACCUCCGGAAGUUCUCUGGAGACCACAACAUGGGACAUGAGGAGGCCCACAAAGAGGCCUACAAACGCACCUCGGAACAGUAUUGGGAAUGGAAGGAGCGGACUCCCAGCGAGGCAAUCAGGCGACUGGCACCCACUGGACGUGACGAAGCCAUCAUCGCGCGCAGUGAGGCAGCGCCGGACUCUGAAAGUGAGAGUGAAAGUGAAGAUGGCAUGGAUAUAGAUGAGCCGGAGUACGAUGAUGGAGACAUUGCCUGGUCUCCGGUGGAUGAGAUGAUGGGGCAAGAGGUAUAUGAUGAGCCUGAGGGACAGGUACAGAGGUCCAGGAAACGUUAUUUCGAUGAUGAUGAUGAUGAUGACGAAGCCAACCAUGGUGAGGCUAAUAAGCGAGCAAGGUUUACGCAUUGGUAA
Fusarium fujikuroi IMI 58289 is the source of this 711-nucleotide messenger RNA. RefSeq lists its product as uncharacterized. The transcript has a single exon. NCBI's taxonomy places the organism in Eukaryota, Fungi, Ascomycota, Sordariomycetes, Hypocreales, Nectriaceae. The record is from RefSeq and is a predicted model, not a curated record. Bases 1 to 711 code for a protein of 236 amino acids.